This is a messenger RNA of Microplitis mediator, 3434 nucleotides long. RefSeq names its product sodium/hydrogen exchanger 7 (gene Nhe3). Gene Ontology annotation, molecular function: sodium:proton antiporter activity. The transcript has 10 exons. Gene Ontology annotation, biological process: regulation of pH; proton transmembrane transport; sodium ion transport. Lineage: Eukaryota; Metazoa; Arthropoda; Insecta; Hymenoptera; Braconidae. Gene Ontology annotation, cellular component: membrane; recycling endosome. Bases 459 to 2693 code for a protein of 744 amino acids. The record is from RefSeq and is a predicted model, not a curated record.
CCAGGUCUUGGUGUUGGUGGACUUGGUUCUCGUUCUUGGUCUCCAAUCCCCAAUAAUUCUCCGCAACAAUUUAACCUCCUCAGCUGUUUCUUAAAUUUAUUUACGCAACAGUAAUUUAUCUAAUAAAUAAAAAACAACAUAAAGAAAAAUAAAAUGUAUUGGCCAGUGUUAUCGUGUUUAUAAAAUUAGGUGCUAAAUUUAAAUGAAGUAAAUUUAAAUAUAAAUAAUCAGAGGUCACUUUUGUUAUCUCGUUAACGUCGUAUUAAUCAAGUGGUUAUUCCGUCGUCGUCUUGGCCAGUUUUAUAAAUUUAUCUAAUUUAAAUAAACUCAAUAUGUGCUUGAGCACCUACAAAAUCAGCUCAACAUAUUUAAAUAUAUCAUAUAUAUCUACCUGAUUAUUAUUAUUAUUAUUAUUAUUAUAAUUAUUAGUGCACUGUCAUAAGUGAUUGCGUACAAAGAUGAUUGUAUCAAACAAUUCAAUUGUCAGUUUAAUUAUUUCAAUUGUCCUGAUAAUAACAACCAGGACCUGCAAUGGAGCAUCGACAGACAUUGAGCUCGAUGCCAAAGCACAAUUUCUUCAUCGACUUGACAGUCUAAAUCUACUGUUCUAUACAUUUUUAUUAACGCUCACUGUCCUGACUAUCUGGACAUUCAAACAUCGCAGGCUGCGAUUCCUUCAUGAAACUGGUCUAGCUGUAAUCUAUGGUUUAAUUGUUGGAGCAAUUAUUCGGUAUGGAUUGAGAACAACGGAUGGAAAGAAUACAAUUAAUCAUAUGCCAGUUGUGCCAGAUGUUGAGCACAGCAAAUAUAAUCAAUCAGUACCGCCAGAUUCUUUGUGGCUUCAUUUUCCUGAAGACAAAGGAGGUGGUAAUAUUAAAAAUAAAACCUUUUCGUAUUCUUUUCGCGGUGAAAUAUACAAAGAAGAGGAGGAGAUUUAUUAUAUGGCUACAUUUGAUCCAGAGAUUUUUUUCAAUAUUAUAUUACCUCCGAUAAUAUUUCAUGCUGGCUACAGUUUGAAGAGAAGAUAUUUUUUCCGUAAUUUAGGUGCCAUUUUGAUGUUUGCUCUCAUAGGCACAACAAUAUCAUCAUUUGUUAUUGGACUUUUAAUGUAUGGAUUUUUCCAACUAGUACCAAAUUUAUCCGAGUCAUUUGUAUUUCUCGAUACGCUUUAUUUCGGAGCACUGAUAUCGCCAACAGAUCCACUGACAAUAAUAUCGAUAUUCAACGAUUUGCAUGUCGAUGUUAAUUUAUACGCGUUAGUUUUUGGUGAGAGUGUUUUGAAUGACGCGGUUGCUAUCGUACUGAGUGGAUCAAUUCAAAAUUACGGAGCAAGAUAUCAAACAGGAACUGGUGGUUUUGAAACCCUAGCAUUCUUCCAAGCGCUCAGUGACUUUAUACGUAUAUUCGGUUUAUCAUUAUUGAUUGGCGCAACGAUGGGCUGCAUCACUGCGCUUCUAACAAAAUUCACGCGGGUACGUGAUUUUCCGCUGCUGGAAUCAGCGCUAUUUGUCUUGAUGUCCUACAGCACAUUUUUAAUCGCCGAAGCUGCUGAUCUGACCGGUAUCGUGGCGGUGCUGUUCUGCGGCAUAUGCCAGGCUCACUACACCUACAACAAUCUGAGCACCGAGUCGCGACAGCGUACAAAGCAGCUCUUUGAACUGCUAACUUUCCUCGCCGAGAACUUUAUAUUCAGCUACAUCGGGGUCUCCAUGUUCACUUUCCCCAAACAUCGCUUUGACCCGGGUUUCAUUUUCGUCGGGUUCACUUGCGCACUGAUAGGCCGCGCGGCAAACGUCUACCCGCUGGCGUUUAUUUUGAAUUUGGCGCGAAAGCCGAAAAUUUCAAUGAACUUUCAGCACAUGCUGUUCUGCUCUGGUCUGAGAGGUGCCAUGAGCUUCGCUCUGGCCAUCAGGAACACGGUGUCUGAUGCACGACAAUCGAUGCUGACCACUACCAGUCUUAUUGUUAUACUUACUGUCAUAUUCCAAGGCGGUAUGACCACACAGUUUCUCAGUUGGUUCAAAAUUCCAAUUGGAGUAGAUGAGGAAAUUGAAGGUCUUACUUCGUCAGCGUCUGCAACUCAUGGGCAAGUAAGACACUCUAGUGGCGUCGACAGUGCAUGUGGAUUUGGUUGCAGUGGGAAUCUGCAGCUACACCGAGACCAAAGUCCUCCGUACAAUUCGAUGCAGGAUAAUUGCUCGCAGGGUGACGCCGGUAGUACAGGAGGCAGUGGUCCAAACUUGGCACACAAAUCAUCUUCCUCGUGGUCGCCGCCAAAUGAGAAAGCUUUUCUCGCAAGAAUUUGGGGUGACUUUGACACGCGUUACAUGAAGCCGCUUCUUACACACUCACGGCCGACUUUACUUGAAACUUUGCCGGUCUGCUGUACACCACUCGCAAGAAUUCUUACAACAGCUCAACAAUUAUCUCAGGAGGAUUUGAAUGGCGAAAGAAGAACCGAUUCAGAUUCCGAUUUAUGUCUAGCGCAUUCUCAGCACCGGGAUCAGGUAGGAGGGGGGGCAGGUGGUGAUUGGAAUACCGGAAGUCUCGAACCGGUAAGUUUUCACCAGUCAAAUUUAAAUUACACUGUUAAUCCGUGCUAUCAACCAAAUAACAACUCCGAAAUUCCUAACUCAACAACAACAACAACAACUGACGAACCCUAUGUUAUUCUUAACUUGCACAGAAGAUAGAUAUACCAUUGUUAUUGUUGCUAUUUAUUUUUAUUAUUAUUAUAAAUCAACUAAUUAUCAAUAGUAUUUAUUUAUUUAUAGUAAAUAUAAAUUCACCGUGACCAUAUAAACAGUUCUGUGUUAUGAUAAUUUUGUGUAUGCGUGUGUGAGAAAAAAAUUAUUGUAAAUUAAUUUAAAUAUUAAUACCGACAUUUAUUUAUUAUAAUUAUCAAGAUCUCUGGUGUGAGUUCUUGUAUAGGGUAAGAGUCCCAAUUGUUGACACUAAAAGUUUGUUGAAUAUUGAAAUUGUUUUGAACAUUUUCUUGGUCGAUGCUUCUGAAUUAUCACUCGUAUUUAUUGUUGAUAAAUAAAAUAUGAAUUUUGAAUUUAAAAUUUAAAAUUUUCGCGCCAUAUUAAUUCUAAUAAUUAAUUAAUUUAUGUCAUUAGACUAUUCAUGUUCUGGUUGAUUGUCACAGAGCCAAAGUUUGUAUUUUUUCUGAUAUUUUCAAAGACAUGAAUUUUUUUUUUUAUUUUCAUUUCAAACUUCACGGAGUGAGAAAAAUUUAUUGACAAAAAUAUAAAACUUUAUUUUCACGGCAUAAAAUAACGAAAAUGGAAUUCAAAAAACUUUUGUAUCAGGUCUUAAUUUCGAAAUUUGGCGGGAGUAAAUAAUUAAUUAAAAUAAAAUAAGUUCAUAUUUAGUAGCCUGUCAAUAAUUGGGUCUUUUAUCUCAUACACAAGAUAAAAAAUAUGUUACAGAAU